Messenger RNA from Brassica napus (rape), 1199 nucleotides. RefSeq lists its product as uncharacterized. NCBI's taxonomy places the organism in Eukaryota, Viridiplantae, Streptophyta, Magnoliopsida, Brassicales, Brassicaceae. The record is from RefSeq and is a predicted model, not a curated record. Gene Ontology annotation, molecular function: protein binding. Bases 167 to 1018 code for a protein of 283 amino acids. The transcript has 3 exons.
CCUUCCUCAACUAAACCAUCUCACCAGUCAGUCACCAGUGUAUAUAAUGGCACCGUCUUCACUUCUCUCACACCCACCCCCAUAAGUUAAAGUCUCAAUCUUUUCUCCUUCUUUCGAUAGUAGAACCAACACUUUGAAGCUCAGAACUCGACCCACAAAAAAAAACAUGCUUCUACGAAGCGCGUCGACUCCACUUCUCAACUCGUUAGUUCAUGUCUCGACCCCAAAGGAAUCUCCAAACGAGGCCGUUGAUCAACGGCCCAGAUCCCUCGUACUCUCUUCACCUUCCUCUUGCUGUUACAGCCCGAUGUCUAUACACUCCAGCGACGAAACCACGAGGAGGGUGAAAAGAACGGCGUCAGAGAGCGAUCUACGCCACCUGACGACGACGAAGCCUCCGUCGAGCAAGUUCUUGAACAGUGCUGCUCUGAUGGAGGACGUGGAAGAAGGAAUCGGCUUCGGGAUUAUCCGCACGUCUUCUUACGACGGUGGUUUAGCGUUUUGGACAUUAGAGGAAGAAACUGAGGUUAGUAGCGGCGGUGGCGGCGGCGGCGGGAUUGUUCACGGCGGAGGAAAGGGCGGAUCCGAUGGUGACGAUAGCACAGACGUUCAUUAUCGUAAGAUGAUCGAAGCAAACCCUGGAAACGGGAUGUUUCUUGGCAAUUACGCAAAGUUCUUGAAAGAGGUUCGAAAAGAUUACUUGAGAGCAGAGGAGUAUUGCGGGAGGGCUAUUCUGGUGAACCCAAACGACGGGAAUGUUCUGGCUAUGUACGCGGAGUUGGUGUGGAUGAUUCAUAAGGAUUCAUCUCGUGCUGAGUCUUACUUUAAUCAAGCCGUAGCAGCUGCUCCUGAUGAUUGUUAUGUACAAGCUUCAUAUGCACGGUUUCUUUGGGAUGCUGACGAGGAAGAAGAAGGUGGAGAGGGGGAGAAGGAAGAGAGGCACGAAGAGGAACUUGUGACUCAAGCUUCUCGAAUGAGUUUCUUCACCGGUCUUUCUCCAAUUACGGCCAUGUCUUAACUAAGUGGGCUCGGCGUAUAGAAUUAGAUAAACUGUUAUGUGACGUCUAUGAUCUAUCAUCUAACCCUUUGUUUAAUAUUAAAUUCUUUAUUUUUGCUUCGUUUAUAUGUUUGCUUCUCUGCUUCAGUUUUAGAAUUUGUCUCAGUUGUGGGUAAUAAAUAAAAGUUUUGCUUUCGAUAAA